Lichtheimia ornata is the source of this 354-nucleotide messenger RNA. RefSeq lists its product as uncharacterized. The coding region runs from base 1 to 354 and encodes 117 amino acids. NCBI's taxonomy places the organism in Eukaryota, Fungi, Mucoromycota, Mucoromycetes, Mucorales, Lichtheimiaceae. The record is from RefSeq and is a predicted model, not a curated record. The transcript has a single exon.
AUGGUUCAGGGCGUCGUGUGCCUUCCUUACCGAGUUGUCCACAAUGAGAGUUCUCAAGACGUCUUCACAUUGCCUCUUUUGGGUAUGCUGACAACAAAAGCGUGUCGGUUGGUUUUACUUGUUACCUUACAUUACAUUUACUGUAGCUUGAACAUGUUGGAUGAUGGUACCUCUGGCAGCAACAAGACAUUGAUAUCAAAGCAAGAACGCCGUACGUUGGCUCAAUGGUAUGCAUGGAUGGAAUUGGAUGUACAAAGCAAAACUUGUCAAUUAACGAGCCUUACAGUGAAACAGCAGCAAGACAAUAUGGAUGACAUGAAGAUACGGUUUUAUUUGAGGCAAUGGUGCUAUUGA